GAGACUGAGUCCUGGUGUGUGCAAGCGUGCAGAGCUGAGACCGGGAGCGGAUCUCAUCUACAGAGACUCACAGCUUUCCAUUGCAUGUAUUGCGGCUCUGGAGUCAGACUGCAUGGCUUUGCAGUCCUCCAUCCCUCACCACCGGAGACAACUCCUAAGAAGAACCGCUACUACUGCUGUUACCUUAUAUGAUAUAAGGGGCCCCAUUACCUAUAUCAAUACUGUAUGUCCUUACAAUGUAGAAGUAAAUGUUUACCUUGAAGACACAGUCCUUCAAAAUGCAAAUUUGCCACUUGGAGGCCAUAGCAAGCCUGCGAAGUGUACAGCACUCCAGAAAAUUGCUAUAGUGAUCCCUUUUCGAAACAGAGAACCACAUCUUAAUGUCUGGCUACACAACAUGCAUCCGUUUCUACAGAAACAGCAAGCAGAUUACGGUAUUUAUGUGGUGGAACAAUUCGGAGAUUCCAAAUUCAACAGGGCCAAACUGAUGAAUGUUGGUUACUCAGAGGCAGUUAAUGAGUAUGACUACAACUGCUUUAUCUUCAGUGAUGUUGAUAUCAUCCCAAUGGAUCACAGAAAUUUGUAUAGGUGCUCCAAAAACCCCAAACAUAUGGCUAAUUCUUUGGACAAGUUUAAUUUCCGAUUACGAUACAAGACAGUUUUUGGAGGAGUUGUGGCCUUUUCAAAAGAGCAGUUCCUGAAAGUGAAUGGUUUUUCCAAUGUGUUCUGGGGCUGGGGAGGAGAAGACGAUGAACUAUAUCAAAGGGUGAUAAAAGCAGGGAUGGAAAUUGAACGUCUUGAUCAAAACAUUUCUAAAGCAAAAGCAUUUGUUCACAGUAGAGACAAUGGUAAUGAACAAAACAAAAAAAGUGUUCCUCUGAUUUAUAAAGCUGGAAUGCGAAUGCACAAAGAUGGUCUCAAUUCAUUAAACUACACAAUCAUCAGCAUUACUAAGCACAGGCUGUAUACCAAGGUGACAGCUGAUAUUGGAUCACCAGAGAAGUCCAUCAACUAGAAAACAUGGUCUAUGAAGAACAUGGAAUCUGUGAUGUUUUUAUACUGCCCUUUGGGCUUAGGUAAAAGAAACUGAGAUUGCAAUUAUUGACUGUAGCAUAUAAUUAGUCAUUUACAGAAACAUAAAACUCUGUUGUUAGAGGAUACUACAAGCUCCUGCAGAUUCAAUUACUUCUAAGCAACGGGGACACACAAGUUGAGAGGAAAAUCAACGUAGCACGUGUUAUAUAUAAGCAAACCACCCACCACAACUGAUGUCUAUUGGCUGAAGAAUUCUGUAUUAGAGCAUGAACUACAGACAGUGAAACUGUUGAUCUCAUUGAUACUAUAUUAUGGUAUCCUCGUUCUACCCAGGUGAAGAAAAAGUACUUCUAUGAAGGAUAUGUAUAAUAUUAAAGUAUUGCAUGGACUCAAAUUGUACUGUUUUUUAUGGUUCUCUCUUAUUAUAUAUAAUAUGUUUUCACAGUGGCGUAACUAGACAUUUUAGCGCUAUGUGCAAGAAACAGUAUUGUUGCCCCCCCAGCAUACAAAA
Messenger RNA from Pseudophryne corroboree (corroboree frog), 1546 nucleotides. RefSeq names its product beta-1,4-galactosyltransferase 1-like. The record is from RefSeq and is a predicted model, not a curated record. NCBI's taxonomy places the organism in Eukaryota, Metazoa, Chordata, Amphibia, Anura, Myobatrachidae. Gene Ontology annotation, molecular function: beta-N-acetylglucosaminylglycopeptide beta-1,4-galactosyltransferase activity; cytoskeletal protein binding. The coding region runs from base 113 to 1015 and encodes 300 amino acids. Gene Ontology annotation, cellular component: Golgi apparatus. Gene Ontology annotation, biological process: protein N-linked glycosylation; carbohydrate metabolic process. The transcript is spliced from 6 exons.